Orcinus orca (killer whale) is the source of this 483-nucleotide messenger RNA. RefSeq names its product DPEP2 neighbor protein-like. Lineage: Eukaryota; Metazoa; Chordata; Mammalia; Artiodactyla; Delphinidae. The record is from RefSeq and is a predicted model, not a curated record. The transcript is spliced from 3 exons.
AUGUUCUUCAUGGGGGCUGCUGCUGAGCAUUUAUCUCAUCCUUUCAUCGUGGAUAGAGAGAGGAUUCUAAUGCUGUUUACUUCUAGGGGAGAGGGGAGUAGAAUAUCUGACCAGAUCUUCUAUAUUUACUCUAACCUGUCCUCUGCUCCCUGGGAGGACAGUGCAGCAGCAGCAGUGGCUCCCGUUUCUCCUCCUACACCUGGUCACUACCAUGUCCUCUACCGAGCGUUUUGAGAAGCGCAGUUGGGCCGGCAUGGGGAGACAUACUGCCUGGUUGGUGGCUACCGGGUCUACGGGGAUGUUGCUUUGGCCACGCCAGCAAAGGUGGAAGCAGAGAAGCCGGUCCCCAGACGUGCUUCCAAGAGAAAUCAUGCUCCGGAAAGGUCGGACAAAGAUCUGGGUUACCCCAGACCCAAAAUCCGGCGACUGCAGCAUGCUGGCAGGAGGCGGACCCCACAGAAUCUUGCAGGUGAGCCAUCGUAA